Messenger RNA from Hydra vulgaris (swiftwater hydra), 3425 nucleotides. RefSeq names its product helicase-like transcription factor. The record is from RefSeq and is a predicted model, not a curated record. Gene Ontology annotation, molecular function: hydrolase activity, acting on acid anhydrides, in phosphorus-containing anhydrides; ATP-dependent chromatin remodeler activity; nucleic acid binding. Gene Ontology annotation, cellular component: nucleus. Gene Ontology annotation, biological process: DNA repair. Lineage: Eukaryota; Metazoa; Cnidaria; Hydrozoa; Anthoathecata; Hydridae.
AGAAAAUUUUGAUUACAUAGUUUUUAAAAUAUAAAAAAUGAUUUCAAGCCAACUUGUUCUAAGUGAUUCAGAGGAUGAAGAAAAUGCAGAAAUUUUAUAUGGUCACUUUACUGCUGAUAUUGUUGGCAUUAGGUAUUAUAAUGGAAGAGUAAACAACAAAGAAAUGGUUUCUCUCUAUCGGGAACCCCUUAAUCAAUAUGAUAAAAAUGCAAUACGAGUUGACAAUGUUUCUGGACAACAAGUUGGACAUAUUAAGAAAGAACAAGCAGCUGUGCUUGCAAUUGUGAUGGAUAAAAAAUAUGCUAAAGUUGAAGGUGUUGUUCCAUUUGGAAAGAAUAAUAAAUUUUCAAUGCAAUGUGAUAUAUCUUUAUAUGGCGUUCCUGGGGAAAACAUGGAUAAAUGUUUUGCUUUAAUGGAAGCUAAUGGCUAUAGACUUAGUGGAGGAGUCAAUGAAAGUUUCAUUAGACAACCAUCUUGGGGUAGUUCAUGGGCUAUGUCACAAAUUAAUCAACAGAAAAAAAAGCCUUCUUAUGUUGCAAAUAAAUUCAGUGCUGGCAAAUUAAUAAAACUUUCAAAAGAUAAGGUCAAUAAAGAACUUGAAAGUUUGUUUGAAAAUCUUACUGAAGUUGCUAAGAAGCUGCAGAGUCAAGAACCUUCCCAGGUUGUUAAAACAAGUCUUUAUCCUCAUCAAAAACAAGCAUUAUGGUGGAUGUCGUCCUGUGAAAAUAGUACAGAUUUACCUCCAUUUUGGACAUUUGUUGAUAAAUGGUAUUGUAAUUCUUGUACAAAUUUUAUGACAGAAACAAGGCCAAGUUCUCUUAAUGGUGGACUUUUAGCUGAUGACAUGGGUGUUGGAAAGACACUAUCGAUGAUUGCACUUAUUGCUACAAACUAUAGACAUAAAAAGCCACUCGUUGAUAUCAAAUCUCAAAGUACAAAAAGAAAACAUUGUGAUAACAGUAUUUUAAUCUCAGAUGCACUUGUAAAUAUUCCUGAAAAUGAUGAUAAACUUCUUAACUCUCCUCAAAAUGAAAAUAUUUCUUCAUAUGAAAAUCUACUUCAUCCUAAUUUAGAAGACAAUAAUUAUAAAGUAAAAAAAAUGAGAAUAAAUAAAAGUUACAAAUCAAGACCAACAAAUAAAAGCAAUAUCAAAAAAGAAAUAUCUGAAAAUAAUACAGUUACUAUUGCAUCUUCAAGAUCACGAAGGUUUGCUACAAAGAAGCCUUGUUACACUUUUAGCAGCGAUGAAAGUGGUGAUGAACUUCAAUCACCAGUUAAAUAUAAUUUAGUUCACAAAAAUGUUUGCAGAAUAGAUAAAACAGAUGAUAGUAUCACAGAUAUUGCAUUUAAAGAUAGUGCUGUCAAAAAUGAUACUGUUGCAGACAAAAGUGUCAAAGAUAACAUUGAUAGAGAAAACUCACCUUCAUUUAAUUGCACCAGAGUUGAAUUUCCUGGACCAAGGGCUACUUUGAUUGUUUGCCCUGUUUCUGUGCUAUCUAAUUGGCAGGAGCAAAUAAAGACACACCUUAUAGAAAAUUCUCUUGAUGUCUAUACUUAUUAUGGUAACGAUAAAAUGCAGGACCCUGAAUUGUUGUCUAAGAAAGAUGUGGUCUUGACAACUUAUCAGACAUUAUGCUCCGAUUUUAAAGUUUCGUCAACACUGCACAAAGUAAAAUGGCUACGUGUCAUACUUGAUGAAAGUCAUGUUAUACGAAAUACAUCCACAAGUCAAUCAAAAGCUUGCUUAUCAUUAGACGCAGAGCGACGCUGGUUGAUUACUGGGACUCCAGUUCAAAACUCAAUAAAAGAUUUAUGGUCUGUUGUUAAUUUUUUGCGUAUAGAGCCAUUUACAAAGAGAGAAUGGUGGACCAGAUCAGUAGAGAGGCCUAUUCAAAAUAAUGAAAAAGGAUCUAUUAAACGACUCCAAAAACUAAUGUCAAUAAUCUCAUUGCGCCGAACAAAAUCAAACAAAGUGGAUGGAAAAAGUUUGAUUAAGCUUCCAAAAAAAACUAUUUUUAUUCAAAAAAUUAAACUCACAAAAGAAGAAAGAGAUCUUUAUAACAUGUUUAAAAAUGAAGGUCGUUCUAUAUUGGAAAGUUAUGUAAAGGAGAACUCAUUGAAUGAAAACUUUGCACAUGUCCUUGUAGUUUUAAUGAGACUACGACAACUGUGUUGCCACCCAAAAUUAUGCAUGCAAAUUGUAGAUUUUGCAUCUAAAUUUUCUCAUUCAACCUCAUCUACAGAAUUUGUAAAAAAACUGCAACAAAUUUUGUCUGUCCUUCUAUCGUCUGGUGAUGAGGAGUGUCCGGUUUGUUUGGAUUCACUUAAUCAACCAGUUAUAACACACUGCGCGCAUCUUUUUUGUAAACAAUGUAUUGAAGAUGUGAUUCGUACUGAUAAACCAAAAUGCCCUUUAUGUAGAAAGGAAGUUACAAAGGAUAAACUUGUUGAACCGGAAGUAAAUGAAGAUAACCCGUCGAUAACUUGCUCUGAAAAAUGGAGUUCAAGCUCAAAGGUUGACACUUUAAUUACCCUGCUUAAUAAAGAGAGAGAGGAAAACGGUUGCCGUAAACACCUAGUCGUUUCACAAUUUUCAAGCUUCUUGGAUCUAUUAGAGAAACCGCUAAGUGAAUCUCAUUACAAAUUUGUUCGUUUAGAUGGAAAAAUGUCUUUUCAACAACGCAACACUGCUAUAUCGCUAUUUUCUUCUGUAUCAGAUAGCUCGCCAACUAUUAUGCUUUUAUCUUUAAAAGCUGGUGGCCUUGGUAUAAAUUUGACAAAAGCCACAAGAGUUUUUCUUAUGGACCCGGCAUGGAAUCCUGCAACUGAAGAUCAGUGCUUUGAUCGAUGUCAUCGACUUGGUCAAACUGAAGAAGUUAAAAUUUAUAAGUUCAUUGUAGAAGAUUCUGUUGAAGAAAAAAUGCUAGAACUGCAAGAAAAGAAGCGCGAGUUAAUGUCGAAUGCUUUUGGCAAAAUGGAGACGGCUAAAGAAAAACAGAAAAGGCGGAUUUUGGACGCACAAAAUCUUCUCGAUUUAUGAAUAAAUGAACUAUUUGUCCGUGAUUUAUGAAUAAAUUAUGAGCUGUUUGAACAAAUUUCAAUAUUUGUUGCAUGAAGAUCUUAUAAAAUUUCUUAACUCAAUCUCAUAACAAGCUUGCAUUCGGAUACGGAAGAGUCAAUUCAGCCGAAAUGGUUCAAAGAUCUAAGAUCCGUUUUCAUAAAAUGUAAAAUUCUCGACGUGGAUUCAUAAAAAAAAUCAAGGACCUAGAAAAAACUAAAAAAAAAAAUAAGGAUUUAUAAGUAAUUGUUUUAUUCUUUAAUUUUUAGUAAACAUUCUUGUGUUAUCAUGUUUAUCAGAAAAAUCUAAUUAUUUAGCCUUAAUGUAAAAUAAAAUUGAUAAAAGAAAGAAAUGGAAAAAGAUUGUA